Molecule: messenger RNA, 2586 nt
Organism: Pyrenophora tritici-repentis Pt-1C-BFP
Lineage: Eukaryota; Fungi; Ascomycota; Dothideomycetes; Pleosporales; Pleosporaceae
Product: bZIP-2 multi-domain protein
Biological process (GO): regulation of DNA-templated transcription
Molecular function (GO): DNA-binding transcription factor activity
Source: RefSeq, a predicted model, not a curated record
GAUCGGCGGCUCAUAAGGAAGCGGUUGCCAACAUCUCCAUCAUGUCCAUCGCAUUUUCCCGGCUCCCGACUACAUCUACUAGCAUCAUGAACCCCCUUGCUACCACGCUCUUGUCACAGUCCCCCUCAAGCACAGGCCAAAGAUCCAACGUAGUCGGGGAAGACGAGGAACCAAGGAAGAAGCCGAAGAAGGUAAACAGCGAGAUAAGAAAGCAGCAGAACAGAAUAGCUUCACGAAACUAUAGGGAGAAGCGCAAACGAAAGCUACAAUACCUCCAACAGUUGAUCAAAGACGACUCGGACGGUCAGCAAGAAACAGAGCUCUCACCUGAGCCACGCAAAGUUUACGCGCGCUCGAUCUCAGCGGACUACGAGUUCGCGGGACCAAGUUCGUCACCUUAUCCUACACCGUCCGUCAGUGACUUCAGUUCGGUGCACGCAAACAGCACAGUUGCACCGGACCCUAUCUUGGCAACCAAUACCGCUACUUUCAAUACACACAACACCACGGUGGCACCAACGUAUCCUCUCUAUCCCCAAAAUUGGAGUGCGCCCAUUUACCCCCAUCAUACACCAGCAAGCGUUGGCUGGAACAACACACCUACAUGGGCACCAGCACCAGAAUACACUCCACAGCCCGCACCUCGCUCACCAAUGUAUCCAUAUGUUCACCCGCAAGCACAAGCAGUGUUUGAGCGGGCGCAUACGCCUUCACACCAGACCCAGCAAUUCCUGGCCAACACUGCCGCCUAUGAUCACGGCGCUUCCUACGGGCUCCAACACCAGAAGCUCAACAAUCCUAACUAUUUCAUCGGUCAUGAAACCACUUUCUUUGAGCGCUCUGUCUACAUCUGAAGACAGACCCAUCAACUACGCCCAUGGCUUGCUCGACCAGCAGCCUCAGCCAAGCCUAUGCGCAGAAUUCCCCACAUACCGAGAUCAGCGAGUACAGUAAGCAGCAACCAAGACCAAAACCUUGAUGAAUGAAUAGAAAGUUAAGCUUCCGCCAAUCGUUACAUCCAGCUGGAACCUGCCGCACCUACGCCAUCUAACGCCACCAUCUCACUUAUCGCCAGCUGGCUGUCCAGCACACUUCCCACAUAGUUACCUUACUCCUUCCAGGAGGCCUCGUCUCCACGUUGCACUGCCCGCGGUAGCCCGCAUAGCUUACGCCAAGCAAGGAUUGUCACGUUCGACCACCGCAUCACGGCUAUCCGCCGUGUCAAGGUUCUUCGCUUACGUAGGGAGAAAGAGGGGCCACGCGGUCUGUCUAACUUUGCCCAUAUGCUCAGAUUGGAACCAAGACUUUUACUGGACCACAAGCCGUCCCGAACCACACGAUAUAGAGUUUCGGCAUUUCGGCACGCGACGUCGUGUUCGGUUUCCUUCUACUACCGAUGAGAGCGUUUUACGUACGUACGCUACGGAGCUGGAUGGAUGCGGUGCUGCGCUGCGCUGGGCAACUCUGAUUUGGUUCUGACGUCAGCUGACUCUGGACUUUCCCCCCACCGACGGCGGUGGUGCUCCCUCUUUCUGCAUUGGGGGGGUCUAUGAUGUAUUUCAUCCAUCCUUUCAUCCACCUGCAAACUCUCGAGCUCGAGCCGAGCGGAUUGUUGUGGCAUGUAACCGUACCCGUUUCUGUUACAUUGCUGCUGCUGCCUGCUCCACCGGCGUCUUUUUCGGUGUAUAUUUCAGUCAGUCAGCCAGCCAGCUCUCCUCGAUGCUAGGCGCACUUCCUCUAGUCAACAUCUUGAGCUACGCAAGGCAGGCAACACUGCCGCUCAAACUACAGUCGCUUGCGCAUCAAGACUCCACGCGACUAUUGCUAACGGCUGCGCUCAGCCACGCGGAAUCGAGACCGUUGCGUAGACCCACCCUUCCAAGCUUCUCAAACUUGGCCGUUUAAAACGUUUCGCUGUUCGCCGUUUAACAUUCCCCAAUCUUCAUGGCGCUAAACCCGAUGUCUGUUUCAGCUGAGAAAGUGGGUCCGUAGACUAUCGCUCUUGGGUUCUUGGAUUCUUGGAUGGACGUGUCCAAGUAUCGCAGAGUUUUUUUUCUUCUUUUCAGCUGAGGCUGGUGGGCGGGAUGUAUACGGGUUACGGGAUAGAUAAACGGCGUGGCGUGAUCGUUAGGGCGCCCGCACUAUGCUGGCUAGGGGUGCUGUUUAUCUAGGGAGGAGCGAAUAAGCGAGUUUGCUAUAGGGUUGUCUUGGUAUAACAGUUACGUUGAGCAGAUAGGGUUAGUAGAGCUGAGGAUUUAAACUUGGGGUUUUCGGAUGAGUGGGUAGAUGGGAGGGAAGAGAGGAAUAAAGAAGCGGAUUGAGUAUGCGCUCAGCUUAAGCGCGAAUAUAGAUAGUAUGGAUAAGAGUGCGUAGCUAGCAGUCCGAGAUACUUUUUUCGCUGUAAACAGUAGAGCUCAGCUCUUGUUUUCCUUUGCCUUCUUAAUGUAGACUGUGUACGUUAAAUAAAGACACUAUUAGCACGGCGACGACGUUGUAAUCUCCACAUUCAUAAACGAUACGAGAGUAAGUAACAACGCAUCUUAACCAAUAAAAAAAACGUUCAGCUCUACACUAAGCUGUACUUCC